Messenger RNA from Ramularia collo-cygni, 2022 nucleotides. RefSeq names its product probable Kelch repeats protein. Gene Ontology annotation, molecular function: protein binding. Lineage: Eukaryota; Fungi; Ascomycota; Dothideomycetes; Mycosphaerellales; Mycosphaerellaceae. The coding region runs from base 1 to 2022 and encodes 673 amino acids. The record is from RefSeq and is a predicted model, not a curated record. The transcript is spliced from 3 exons.
AUGGCGAAAGACAAGAAGAAAAAGAAGGAUCCUGCAAAAAAGGAGGCCAAAGCAGCAAAGCAGGCCGCGAAAACGAACAAGACGGAGAAGAAACUGACCAAAAGAGCAAAGGACGAUGAUAGCGAUGCCGAAGACGCCGAUUUGGAUGCCAUCUUGGCCGCCUACCAGAAACAGCAAGAGGAAUUUUCCAAGGUCACCGAGUUUACCUGUGAGCCACCUUCACCACGUUCAUCAUCAACUCUGGUUCCAUCACCGAGCAACAGUUCGGAGCUGUUCCUAUUUGGUGGAGAGCACUUCAAUGGAGCCGUGGCUUCAUUCUUCAACGAUCUCUACAUUUACAAGAUCAACCAGGAUUCCUGGAGAAAGGUCACCAGCCCCAAUACUCCUCUGCCGAGAAGUGGUCAUGCCAUGUGCAAAGGUGAAAACUCUGGUGGUAUCUACAUGUUUGGCGGCGAGUUCUCGUCGCCAAAGCAAGGCACAUUUUAUCAUUACAACGACUUCUGGAGGCUGGAGCCAAGCACCCGAGAAUGGACGAAACUCGAAGGUAAAGGUGGCCCGCCGGCUCGUAGCGGCCACCGCAUGACUUCAUUCAAGAACUAUAUUGUACUUUUUGGAGGCUUCCAGGACACUAGCCAGCAGACAAAGUACCUGCAAGAUGUCUGGCUGUAUGAUACCCAACGUUAUGUCUGGCAUGCAGUGAACCUUCCAGCUGCUGCGCAGAAGCCAGAUGCYAGGUCGUCCUUCUCACUACUUCCACAUGAGACUGGGGCUGUGCUUUAUGGUGGAUAUUCCCGUAUCAAAGCAACUACAGCGGUGAAAUCCACCAAAGCUGGGAGAGCAGGAUCGCGAGUCACUUUGAAGCCUGUCGUCCACCAGGAUACAUGGUUCCUCCGCAUCACCCCUCCAGCUGCUGAUGCUGCUGUCAAUACACCGCCAACUGUGCGUUGGGAACGCAGAAAACGGCCCGCCAACUCUCUGAACCCUGCGAGAGCGGGUGCUACAAUGGCCCAUCACAAAGGGCGUGGAAUUACCUUUGGGGGUGUUCACGAUGUUGAAGAGAGCGAAGAAGGAAUUGACAGCGAGUUCUUCAACUCCUUGUAUGCUUACAACAUCGAUCGCAAUCGAUUCUUCCAGCUGAGUCUGAGACGGCCAAGAACCUCCGGCAAGAAAGCCGUACCCGCUUCAGAGAGAGGUAAGCGUGGUCGAGGCAAGGCAGACGAGGAGGAGUUGCUGCGAAACCUCGCAAUCAUCGAAGGCAAGGGAUCGCUGAACGAUACCGAUAUGCCUGAUGCACCUGCGAAAGAUGUAGAGGAGGAUGAUGAUGAGCCGCGAGUCGAAAAGCCAACCAUCUGGGAGUUUCCACAUCCUAGAUUCAAUGCCCAACUGGCUGUACAAGACGACACAUUGUACAUCUUUGGUGGAACGUUCGAAAAGGGUGACAGGGAGUUCACCUUUGAUGAGAUGUGGGCAAUCGAUCUUGGAAAGCUGGAUGGUGUCAAGGAGAUCUUCAAGCGUGAUCUCGAAGACUGGCUGGGAAGUGACGAUGAAGAGGAUAGCGAUGAAGAUGAUGARGAUGGUUCCGACGAUGAUGACGAGGAUGAGGAUGAAGGCGCGGAGCCAAGCACACCAGCUACAUCAGUCGCGGAUGAACAGGCCUUGACUGCGGCCGCGGUAGCAGCUCAGGAGGAAGCAGAAGCCGCAGAGCAGGAAUCGACCGCCGCGCCCGACGAUAAACUUCCCAUGCCACGUCCAUUUGAAACUCUAAGAGAAUUCUUCAGCAGAACCAACAACGAAUGGCAAGAAGUUGUUCUGGAAAAGAGGAAAUAUGAACGGGAGCCAUCCGAUCGCUCCGUCAAGGAGAUUCGCAAGAAGGCUUUCGAUCAAGCAGAACAGAAAUGGUGGGAUGUCCGCGAGGAUGUUCAAGCUCUGGAGGACGAGCAAGAAGCGGCUGGUAUCAGUGAGGUGGUUAGUCUUGCAGAGCGCGGUGGUGGAGCCGAGGGAGGCGCUGGCCGUAGAAGAUAG